AUGACUGAAACUUCGAUCCCUACAUACAGCGAGCGAUUCAAGGCUGCGGAUGCGGAUCUGACCAUCUCAUCGUCCGACAACGUACUCUUCAAGGUGCACCGGAAGAAUCUCGAAAUCUACUCGGACAUCUUCCCUGGGACUGACGUCCCUGUGAACAACGAAGUCGUACCCCUGUCGGAGAAGGCGUCGACACUGGAGCUACUCUUUCAGUACAUGUAUCGGCAGCGACAGCCCGACUUGAACAAAAUCGACGCGGAUGAGCUUGCGAUGCUGGCGGAGGCGGCGGAGAAGUACUCCGUCUAUGCGGCGAUGGAAGUGUGCAAGUUGUGCAUGCAGUCUGCGAUCCAAAAGAUGCCACUGUUGGUGAUGGGAUACGCAGCGAGGCAUGGAUAUGAGAGCCUUUGCGAGGAAGCGGCUCCGCACACUGUACAGGCACAGGCUGCCGAUGCUUUCAAGCACCUGGAUGGAGGGUGCUUUGCUAGUUGGGUCCUCUACCGCGAACAUUGGCUAGAAAUCCUGUACGACAUCCACUGUCCACCUCGCUCCCCGAUGCUGCACAAGGGAGGUCUACCGGAGUGCCCCCUUUGGCUCCCCUUUCAAUGGCGUGUCGUGCAAGACAUCGGAGGUUCGCUGGCUCGUCUCCAACAGUCCAGUCCGUCAGCGACACUGGAUGAGCACCGACAUCUGCUGGACGAUUGCAAACAAUGCAAUGCACGCGCUGAUCUCUGGAUACACGCGAUAGUGUGGAAGCUAGCGGACAUACCGACGUUCGACCUCGCGCUUCGAGCCUUGGCGUAG
Molecule: messenger RNA, 798 nt
Organism: Fomitopsis serialis
Lineage: Eukaryota; Fungi; Basidiomycota; Agaricomycetes; Polyporales; Fomitopsidaceae
Exons: 4
Coding region: 1-798 (265 amino acids)
Molecular function (GO): protein binding
Source: RefSeq, a predicted model, not a curated record